AUGUCAGUUAACAACUUUCGCUACCCGGGUUUCCCGGUGGAGGGUAGUCCUAUCCCCUCCUCGGCGACGUGCUGGCCCCUCAACCUUCUGGGUGGAUACGCCAACAAGCGGCGGCAUAUUAGUGCCCACGGCUCGGCGAAUGGACGGAACAACACUGGGUUGGUGUUAUCCUUGGGACGAAGGUUGGGCUACCGGAGCACCGACUUCGUAAUGUCCACAACCGGUAACAUGCCCGUCGUCUCUUCUGGCCUCGCCAGCAAUGGUCUCUGA
Molecule: messenger RNA, 270 nt
Organism: Colletotrichum abscissum
Lineage: Eukaryota; Fungi; Ascomycota; Sordariomycetes; Glomerellales; Glomerellaceae
Exons: 2
Coding region: 1-270 (89 amino acids)
Source: RefSeq, a predicted model, not a curated record